CCCAGCAGCAGCGGCAGCAGCAGCAUUAGGUCGCCGGGUCCCAACCAGAGACUGUACAUGGUCCAAACCCACAGAGGAGCUGCUCAGACACAAUGUCCAACACACAACUCGUCAAAGCUGCGGUGCAGCAGAGACUGGCCGCAGCGGCUGAGGAGAUCUUCAGCCUGUUCGAACAAACUCUCAGAGACUAUGAGCAGGAGCUCUUCCUCUCGAAGCAGCGGAUCGAGCAGCAGCAGCAGCAGCAGCAGACACUGAGCCGGUGCCAAGGCCCGGUGCAGCUCUCUGUGCAGGAUGUGGACAUCCCGUUGCAGCAGUACAUCUGUGAAAAGAAGACUGACGUGGGCGAGGAUGACGAGGAGCCCCUGCAUGUUAAAGAGGAACAGGAGGAUGAACAGUGGGCCACUCAGGCAGAUGAAAAGCAGGAUGAUGCUGACACCAAAGAGACAAUGUUCAAUAUCAUUUAUGUGCAGAGAAGUGAUGAAGACGGAAGACAGUCGCCAUGUCAAAGCCAAGAAGUUGAAAAUAGAGGAGACCCUUUGCCCAGCAGCUCAUCUGAACAGCUGAGAGCAGAACCCGAGAGAGGCCUCUGUGGUGCGUCAGAGCCGACCAGUGACUGCCAGAUGAGCGAAGACAGUGAUGAUGAGUGGAGAGACGGCAGGCCAUCUCUCUCAGGUGUAAAGAAACCACAGCAAGCCGAGGAGCAGAUAGAGAGGCCGUACACCUGCAGCGUGUGCAACAAGAAUUUCAGGAUUAAAUCCAUCCUGACUCGCCACAUGAAGACACACACAGGGGAGAAACCUUACAGCUGCAGUGUCUGCGGCAAAAGCUUCAUCCAGCGCUCCUAUCUGCACACUCACAUGAACUCGCACUCUGGACAGAAACCGCACACGUGUAGUUUCUGCGGCCGAGGAUUCACGCAGGUCGGCAACAUGAACGCUCACAUGCGAAUCCACACGGGGGAGAAGCCUCACAGCUGCUCUGACUGUGGCAAGAGUUUCAGAGAGAAAGCAGAUCUCAUCAAGCACACAAUAAUACACACUGGAGAGAAGCCGUACUGUUGCACUGUAUGUAACAUGAGAUUCAGUGCCCAGUCCAAUCUAACGCGCCACAUGAAGACUCACUCAGGGGAGAAGCCAUACAGCUGUGCUGCCUGUGGGAAACGAUUCAUCCGGCGCUCCCAUUUAAUUAUUCACAUGAAGACUCAUACAGGAGAGAACUCAUAAAACCAUUAAAUCAGCCCCAUGACUAUAUUGAAUCACUCCCAGUGUAGGGCAUGUCACAUUCAGCUCUAAAGACACAGUUACAGUGACAGUGGACGACGACUUAGAGAUAAUCUCGUUUCUACUUAUCAUUCCUCAGUUGUUCAGUAGACUUUCUUUCUUUGGAAGUUUAUUUUUUGCAACUUUUUAAGAUACUGCUGGCCUUUUUUCUGUUUAAAGAGUAAUUAAAGUGAUAAUGCUGUUGUACCUUCAAGAACUUUGAACUUUACAUUGGUCUGUAUUUACCCGCCGCUGCUGGAUCACAAAACCCAAGAAACUGACUGGGGAGGUAAGUAGCUCACAUUCCUCAGCUUUAACAAAGAGUUUGUUCUCCACCUGGCAGCAGAGUGCUGACCUAACAUGGUAUAUAUGUUCCUCCACGUUUUGGGACAAGAUGAAAAUGUCGUCCUAGUAAACAAAGACAUAGCGAUUCAACAUGUCCCGCAGGACGUCAUUCACUAGAGCUUGAAUAAUGCUGUUCCUCAGUGAGACCAAAGGUCAUGAACAAAUAUUUGCCAAAUAUUCAAAACGGCCAAGGUGGCUGUUGAUUUCCAUCCAACACCCUCUGAUUCUGAUGAGGAAGUGAAGUUGAUCAUUUGUUUAUCAAAUUACAAUAUAAACUUGUUUAAUACUGACCGUCAGACCUUGUUUAACAAAACAGAGACAUCGGCUAAGAAACAUUGUGAAC
Molecule: messenger RNA, 1947 nt
Organism: Paralichthys olivaceus (Japanese flounder)
Lineage: Eukaryota; Metazoa; Chordata; Actinopteri; Pleuronectiformes; Paralichthyidae
Product: zinc finger protein ZFP2-like
Biological process (GO): regulation of transcription by RNA polymerase II
Molecular function (GO): RNA polymerase II cis-regulatory region sequence-specific DNA binding; DNA-binding transcription factor activity, RNA polymerase II-specific
Source: RefSeq, a predicted model, not a curated record